Messenger RNA from Necator americanus (New World hookworm), 3024 nucleotides. RefSeq lists its product as uncharacterized. The record is from RefSeq and is a predicted model, not a curated record. NCBI's taxonomy places the organism in Eukaryota, Metazoa, Nematoda, Chromadorea, Rhabditida, Ancylostomatidae. Bases 1 to 3024 code for a protein of 1007 amino acids. Gene Ontology annotation, molecular function: metalloendopeptidase activity; zinc ion binding; UDP-glycosyltransferase activity. Gene Ontology annotation, biological process: proteolysis. The transcript has 28 exons.
AUGCUCGUAUUAGCAUUCUUGUUUCUAAUCGCAUGCACAUGCGCAAACGCAAAAUCUGAGCCCAGCCUUGAUGAUAUUAUCGACCUUUUGAAGAAAAUCGACUUUGCAACUCUUGCCGAUAUCCACAAUAAGCUGAAAAAUCUUACGAAUGUGGUCAUAAACUCAUUGGAAAUAACUGAGGAGGAGAAAAUAUUACUAAAGGAAAAAAUCGAGAAACUGAGGGACCCACCAUUAAGCGGAGAACUUGAGGAUAUAUUAAUGAAGCGCAACGUAUUUUACUACACGCUUCAAGGUGAUAUCAUGCUGACCAGGGAGCAAGGAGAUGCGUUAAUAGAAGAUGUCAAACGCUUGGAGGGAGGUGCACCUUUACGGAAGCCGCGGGGUGUCUAUCCUGAUGUUUCUUAUAAAUGGCCGAAGAAAAUGAUACACUAUUCUUUCCAUAAGAGUGCCAGUGAUAAAGUGAUGCAAGUCUUCAGAAAUGCUGCAAACGCCUGGACCAAGGACACAUGCGUGGAUAUCAUUGAAGACAAAAGUGGUCUUAAGGAAAAUGGUGUCAUUGUUGCGAGCGCUCCAUUCUGCGCUUCAUUUCUCGGGAAAGCCGGAGUUCCGCAAAUGAUAUUUUUGAACGAGUUUUGUGAGACCUUCAGAAGUGCUGCUCACGAACUCGGUCAUACCUUGGGUCUUCUUCAUCAGGAAGGUAGAGAAGAUCGUGACAAAUACGUAAGGAUAGUGAUAGAAAACCUGGAGUUGAAUCAAACCUACAUGGCAUUCAAGCAAACCCAGGAAACUAACAAGGAUUACGGAAUAGACUAUGACUUUGGAAGUAUCAUGGAAAUUGGGUCAUUAAGCGGCUCAUCUAAUGGCAAGCCUACUAUAGCUUCAAUUGAUCGCAAUUACAUGAAGAACCUCCGUUCGGAGUCGAUUUCAUUUGCGGAUCUGUAUCUAGUGAAUAUCCACUACAACUGUUCAGGUUCAUGCAAAAAACAUAUUGAGUGCAAAAAUGGAGGAUUCCAACAUCCACGUGACUGCGACAGAUGCAUCUGUCCCGGUGGCUACGGUGGAUCGAGAUGCGGCCGAAGGCCUUCUGGAUGCGGAAGUAAAAAGUAUGCGACUACACAUUGGAGAGCGUUGACCGAAGAUCUGAGGAAUGAUAACCCUCAUAGAUAUUUAGACGGAUACAAAAGAUGUACCUAUUGGAUCGAGUCACCGCGUAACACAAAAAUCCAAAUCAGAAUUGCUGCCAUAAAGAAUUCCUUUAACAAAACCGACCUUUACUGCAAUGAUGGCGGCGUGGAAGUUAAGGCCAAUGAGGACCAAAGGUUGACGGGCUACAAGUUUUGUUCAAAUGAUGACAGACCGAACAUUACAUCACAUUACAAUUUGGUACCUAUAAUCUUUUUCAAUAGAACCCCUUAUGAGAACAAAAUUUCCAUUCAAUAUCGUUAUGGUGAGCUCAUUAUUUUUCCUACUGUGUACUCUCCGAAUAUCAUUGCGGAUGUGAAGACAAUGCCAACAAAAGCACAUGUUAUAAAUGUUGAGUUGGGAUUGUCAUUGGAUUUAUCGUCAGCUCAACGCCUUUUUCCUGAGUUCGAACAGAUAUUGACGGAUAAAUUUGGAAAUUCAUGGACAACACAGAAACAAGCAGACAUUCUCUCUUAUAUUUUUGUGAAUAGCGAUGAAAUGAUCGAUUUUCCACGAGUCAUAACGAGUAAAUUUAAAUAUAUAGGUGGAUUACGGAUGCCUAAACCGAAACCAUUGUGUCAGGAAUGGGACAGGGUGUUUGCGUCCGCAAAACGUGGAAUAAUCCUUAUGUCCUUUGGAACAAUGGCUAGAAGUACAGAAAUGGGAAUUCAACGUCGAGACGCAUUUGUGAGAGCUUUUAAGGCUUUUCCGGAUAUUACAUUUAUUUGGAGAUACGAGAACAACAGUGACCAUUUCACCGAUGCAUCCAAUAUUAUUUUAUAUAACUGGCUACCUCAAGUGGAUAUGUUAAAUGAUGAACGUACCCUCGCAUUCAUAACUCAUGGCGGAAUGGGUGGUGUGUUCGAAAGUGCACGUGCAGGUGUGCCGGUUAUAACUAUACCGUUGUUUGCCGAUCAAUUACGGAAUGCUCGAAUGAUGGAAUAUCGUGGAAUGGGAACCGUAAUCGAUAAGGAUGACGUCACCGAGAAUCGAUUGAUCACAGCUAUAGAGGAGAUCUUGAAACCAAGAUAUGUACAAGCAGCAAAACGUCUCAGUGAACAAUUACGGAACAAACCGUUUUCUCCGGAAGAAGUUUUAAUACGUUAUGUGGAUUAUGCGAUUCGCUACAACAUAACUAUCACGCAACGACGUCAGUCUCCAAUCGACAUCCGAAGUGAUGUUGUUUGUCAUGAUCCAGAACACUGUAAGCCGGAUUCGUUGAAUAUCAACUACACCGUUGGUGAUUGUUACGAUGUUGUUUGUAGUGCGACUGGAUUUAAAGUGAAUGUAGGAAGAAAAUGCACCACAACACUUUCUGCCAGUCAUCUUCCGGGCACAUUUGAAUUGGCACAAUUUCAUGCACAUUGGAGUAAGGAUGGUUCGUGUGGUUCCGAACAUCUUUUGGAUGGAAAAGCAAUGAGCGGCGAGGUCCAUUUUGUGUUCUGGAACACUAAAUAUGGGACGUUCAGCGAUGCUGCCGAGAAAGAGGAUGGCUUAGCUGUUGUCGGAGUUUUCAUCAAGGAAGGAGCACAUUCGGCUAACUAUGAACCACUUUUCAACGUUAUCCACAAAGCUAUUGGUUCUACUUCACCGGCUCUAAUGCCCAAAGAUUUCGUCCUCGAUCAACUCUUUCCUCCUCCAGGCCAACGUGACUACGUCACCUAUCUUGGUUCUCUCACCACACCACCAUAUUCGGAAUCUGUGAUUUGGACUGUUCUCACAACUCCAGUUGAGGUGUCAAAGGAACAGCUCAACAUUCUACGUAAGAUUGUUGGCGCCAAUUAUCGUGAAUGUCAGCAACUUUGCGAACGUACCGUAAGAGCUUCAGGAGUGAAAGUUUGA